Choloepus didactylus (southern two-toed sloth) is the source of this 2954-nucleotide messenger RNA. It is a transcript of the gene CEP95, whose product is annotated as centrosomal protein 95. Gene Ontology annotation, cellular component: centrosome; spindle pole. The record is from RefSeq and is a predicted model, not a curated record. NCBI's taxonomy places the organism in Eukaryota, Metazoa, Chordata, Mammalia, Pilosa, Megalonychidae.
CUAAUUCUCCCGGGAGACCGGCCAAGACCGGUGGGCGACCUGUACUGUCAAACCCAUUCACCUGAGAAUCCCUCAGCUGAGUCUUGCUGUGGGAGAAUGGUAUCCAGGUCCCGCAAACCGCCGCCUAGGCGCGUGCUGCGAAAGGAAGUGCUCCUCUAAUGACCAAUCAGCGGCGGGAAGCCGUUCUAACGUCCCUUCUUCUUUCACUUUUCCUUCCCCACAGUUGCCUUUCGGCUUCUCUCGUCCCACAGCUGUGUGUUCGCUGUGCGGCCCCUCCAGGACACCGUCCCCCGUGCGCCUGUCUGGGAGUCCGGCGGCUACCUUCCUUCGCGACAUGGCCGGCUCAGAGGCUGAGUGGAUAACCAUUGCCAAUAACCUUCUUUCUAAAUGUCACAUACACCUGAGGAUACAUGAACUUGAAGAUUGUGAUGCUAAUGUUUUUAUUGCUCUUUAUCAAUCAAUCUUGGGAGAAAAAGUACCAGACAUCAUAGCUAUUCCCAAGAAUCAAGAGGAUGAUGCACAUAAUGUACAAGCAGUAAUUGAUUCACUGGCCUUGGAUUACCUGCAGGUCAGCUUGUCUCACAUAACAGGAGAAAAUAUAGUGAAAGGAGAUAAAGAGUCUAUUAGGAAUCUCCUAGAAAUAUUUGAUGGAUUGUUGGAGUAUCUCACAGAACAUACCAGUGAAACAUCUCAUGAAAAAAGUGACAUUGAACAGGGUUUUAAAGAAUCACAUCAAGAAGUACAUUUGGAGGGGCCAGAAAGUACCAAAGAAUCCAAAUCAUUAUGGAAAAGAGUUUCCUUUGGAAGGUGCUCCCCGUUGUCAUCUGAGGAGUUGGGUCCCUCUUGGGAUGGAGAUGAAGCAGAAUCCACUGGUGAAAUAAUUAGACUUGGGGACACAGCACACACCUUUUCUCUAAGAAGUAAUGGUGCCCAAAGUUCUAAUGAAAUGCAGUCUAAAAAAGCCUCAACCUCUCCAACUUAUAAAUCACAUGAAGAAGUGUUGAACCCUCUCUCAUCUAGUUUUUUGUCUAGAAGUAAGACAACCUUUGGUGAAGACAUGGAAAUUCCUUGUGCAAGUAUGAUUCCAAGUGCCAGGAAGCUAGGGGAGCCUAUCCAAUCAGCUAUUCCUUUGCAUCCACCCUACCACCCUUCACAAACUCGAGCACCCUGCCCCAUAGGGAAAGAAUACUGGCAUUCAAGUCACUGUUCCCCUGCCAUGAAUUCUCCUGGAGAGCACACAGCAUUUUCUGUGGAACCAGAUGAUAGAAUUCUCUUAACUUCCAAGCUGCCUAAAGAUAGUGAACAGGAAAUUUGCCCAGCUCAGGUCCAAGGCCCAAGGAUAAGGAGGCUUUCCAAAGAAAAACGAUCUGGAAACAGAUCAGCAGAAUCAUCCUGGGAUUCAUCUUUUCCCCAGAGGCUAAGAAAGAGGUUAACGGAACAAGAAUUACAUGCAGUAUCAGAGAAACUCUCUCAACGGCUCUCUGAACUAGAUUGGAUGUUAAAAAGUGCCUUGGGUGAUCGAAUUAAAGAAAAGACUUACUUUGAAAAAGAGGGUGCUGGAAAUGAAGAGGUGGAAUGUGGAAAUGAUGAGGCACUGUCUCAGCAUAGUGACAGCAUCAUGGAAUGUGGACCAAAGAAGCUAAGAACAGGACUUUCCAUACAUAGAAAGCCACCCUACAGAUCACAUUCGCUCUCUCCGUCUCCAGUCAACAAACACAAACAGUUACAUAUGGAGAGAACAAGGCAGCAAAAGCCAAAAGAAACAGAUAUCCGCCGAUUCCGAGCAAAGGCAAUAACUGAAGCAUUUGAAAGGGAACUAAGAAGAAAUAAAGUUCAAGAGAACAUUGGACCUCUAGUGAAAAAUGAUGAUGAGGAGGAAAUAGAAAAACUAUACAGAGAAGCUGUUUAUAAAGGAACUCCAAAACCUGGUCAGCCCAGGAAGAUUUACUCUAGAAAAACCACAACUCCAAGUCCAAGAGGCAGCUUCCCAAAGCCAAAUAAAGCUGUUCCAAUGAAAUUAAAGGAAUACAGUCUCCUGCCCCUGAUGCUGGAGGAGUUUCCAUUUCUCUAUGUUUCUGGCCAAACACUAAGCAAAAUGUGGAAACAGCAAAUUGCACAAGUUGAACAGCUCAAAAAGGAUGCAUUUGGAGAAAAUCGAUCAAAGAAGAAACUCCAGGAUGAAAUAGAAGAAGCCUUGAGAAGGCAUGACCUCCUGACUGGACUUGUCAAAAAAGAAUAUGAACAUAACAAGAGACUGCAAGAAUUUAAGGAUCGCAUUAACAGGCAGAGGUUGACCCAAUCAAAGAUAAAAGAAAAUCGGCAGCAAACUGUUCGUGCCCGAAAAUAUUACGAUGAUUAUAGAGUUCAGCUGCGUGCAAAAAUGAUGAGAAUGAGGACCCGGAGGGAAGAAAUGAUAUUUAAGAAACUAUUUGAAGAAGGUAUACAAAUUCAGAAGCAAAGAUUACGGGACCUAAGAAAUUAUGCUAAGGAAAAGAGAGAUGAACAAAAGAGACAGCACCAGAAUGAACUGGACUCAAUGGAGAACUACUACAAAGACAAGUUUUCAUUGCUGGCAGAAGCCAUAGCACAGGAACAUCAAGAGCUCAAAGCCAGAGAGAAAUCCCAUGCCCAGACUUUACAUAAGGUGAAGAGGGAGCUGAGAUCUAAGAUGGAGAAGGAAAUUCAGCAACUACAGAACAUGAUAACACAGAAUGAUGAUGAUGCUUUCUUCCGGGAAUUGGAAGCUGCACGCUUCAAAGCUCGGCUUCAUCUGGCUUCAUUUCAGUUGAGUAAAAAUUCCUUCCUAUGAAGCCGGAUUUCAUAAAGUGAAGUUUUGGAGCUAGAAUUGAGCCAAUAAACAGUCUAAAUCAGAAGAAUAAUUUUUAAAUUCUUUAUCUAUGUAUUCAUUCCAGUACUUUACGAAAUGAUUUUUAAAUAAAAAUUGUUUUCUUGAA